AAGGAAAGAUACCCCUCCUGAUGUCAUGGAAUGAGCCACCAGGAAAGUUGUGGAUGAAAAGAAAUCAUUAUGGGAUGUUGCCAAAGAUUUCGAGGUGAAUUUCAUGACGCUGCAGAGAUACCGCAAGAAACUAAGGACAGAGGGGAAAAUAGCCAGUGUUGGAUGUGCUUCUCCGCGUGCAGUUUUUACCAAGGAUCAAGAAGACUUGCUUGACCUACAUCCUUAAAGCUGCUAAAAUUUACCAUGGUCUGACUGCUUCUGACAUUCGAAACCUUGCUUACGACUAUGCGAAGGCCAAUGAAAUUAAGUACCCAUAUUCCUGGUCUUCUAAUGAAUGCGCUGGCGUUAACUGGUUCUCAAAGUUUAUGAUGCGAAAUUCCAAACUCUCCAUCCGAACCCCAGAAGCUACAAUGGACAAGUUUUUCGAUAAUCUGACAGAGGUGCUUGACCGUUACAAGUUUGAGAGCCAUGACAUCUACAACUGUGAUGAGACGGGUGUCACAACAGUGCAACGACCAAAUCGAAAAGCGGCAGAGAAAGGAGUGAAACAAGUAGGAGCGAUGACUUCCGCUGAGAGAGGGACACUGGUGAGAGUCUGCCUUGCAGUAAAUGCCAACGGUUAUUCAAUGCUAGUGUUCCCUAGAGUCCACUUCCGUGAAUACUUCAUUGCUAAUGAUCCAACAAGUUGCUGCGGAUCAGCAAAUCCAAGUGAAUGGAUGAAGGGGGGAGAUUUUCUUAAAUUUCUGGAACACUUCGUGAAGCAUACUCGUAGCAGCAAAGAGCUACUUGACAAACACAACUCCCAUAUCUCUUUGGCUAUCAUUGAUUUCUGCCGAAACAAUGGUAUUCUUCUGCUAUCAUUCCCCCCACACUGCUCACAAAAGCUACAGCUACUCGAUCGGAGUGUCUAUGGUUCUCUUAAGAAAUACGUGAAUAGGGCAUGUGAUGGAUAGAUGAAAUCGCACCAGGUAAAACGAUGACCAUUUACGACGUCCCGGCGAUCUUGAAGGAAGCCCUUCCACAUGAGUGCACACUAGUCAACAUCCAGUUUGCAGGAUUUACAUAAAAUUGCUGAGGAGGUCAUAUUGCCUGAGGAAGUGAGAUUAUGAGUGGUGGUGGA
Messenger RNA from Octopus bimaculoides (California two-spot octopus), 1120 nucleotides. RefSeq names its product histone-lysine N-methyltransferase SETMAR pseudogene. NCBI's taxonomy places the organism in Eukaryota, Metazoa, Mollusca, Cephalopoda, Octopoda, Octopodidae. The record is from RefSeq and is a predicted model, not a curated record.